AAUUUUUUUCAACCUGGUGGUAUUAGAAGGUAGAUGGUCGCAGGGCUUCAUGGCUAUGGCAGCUGUUGGCGCAACCAAUGUCGGUUCAAUAGAGUUGAAGUUUGAACCUGAGCUGAAAACAAAUAUUCCAAAAGUAGGAUUAUCUUGGGCCACCAUAAACUCACGCACUUAUAUGGACAAAAUGGUCUUAAUGUGAAAGCAGGGGAAGAGGUGGCAGUUUUUAACCUUGGAUCCACUGUGGUUCUUGUGCUUGAAGCACCUUCAGUAGAGACAGAAGAGUUAUCAGCUCAUGAACUCAUCCCGGUCUGAGAGUAGAAAUUUUAGAUUCACAGUAGCGAAUGGAGAGAGAAUAAAGAUGGGGCAAGCACUAGGAGACUGGUAGUACUUUUCACCUUGGAAGGUGGUCUGUUUUAUCGUCAAAAUCAUUCAUAUAAGCGAUGCAAUCGCUUUGUGUCAGUUAAUGACACGAGAAGAGUAUUUUAAUGCUAUCCACUGCAGAA
Marchantia polymorpha subsp. ruderalis is the source of this 500-nucleotide messenger RNA. NCBI's taxonomy places the organism in Eukaryota, Viridiplantae, Streptophyta, Marchantiopsida, Marchantiales, Marchantiaceae. The record is from the annotation of a GenBank genome assembly.